UUAGUCGGGAGGACGGCAGUUACAUGGGAGGCUAUUAGAUAACCUAUUUCCCUGUCCCUGGACUCACACAAACAGGGAAUUAACAAUGGGAGACACACAUGGAUAUUCUAGCGACCCAGCCCUGCAAGGUCUUGAAGGCAUGGCGUACAGGAAGGUGCGUGCGGCCCACAAAGGGUCUCUGGAGCGGGAGGAACUGCAGGCAUCCGCCCUGGACCUGGAGUGGGACAUGGAAAAGGAGCUACAGGACCCGGGACUAGGACUGGACCGCUUCCAGCUGGAGUGUGUGGAGCAUCGGACCGUGGGCAACUCCAACCGUGCUGAUCCAGACCCAGACCUGGAGCCCAUCCAGCCCUCUGUGUCCGUCUCUCCACACGGUAGGUUUGAGCGGCUGCAGGAGGACCCCAACUACAUCUCCCACUUCACCAGGGCUUCACCCAAGGGCCAGCGGAGAAGCAGCUGCAGCCUGGUCAAGUACCUGCUUGCAGGUGUAGGGCUCUUUAUCCUGGGGCUACUGAUAGGCCACUACGCCCACAUCAGGGACAAGCCCACCCCUGAACCCCCCACUGACACAGACCUCCUGGAGGAGCUGCUGAAGGACAUCACAGCGGAGAAGAUCCAGGCUCUGCACAGGCCUUUCAUUAGCAUAUCAGACGACAACGAGGAGGCCAGGGCUGAGCACCUGUACCAACAGUGGACAGACCUGGGUUUGACAGACGUCCAGCUGUCCAAUUACAGCGUCCUCCUCAGCCUGCCUGGCCCCUCCUCCAGCAGAAUUGUGGACCGGGCCAGCCACGAGUGUUUCCUGCCCAGCGGGGCUCAGUGUGACCCCAGGAACCACAACAACAACCCCACGGCAGACCAACACUUCUCCUACGCUGCCUACUCUGCCACGGGCAGUCUAGAGGCGGUAGUAGUGGAUGUGCAGUAUGGAGGUUUGGAGGACAUGAGAAGAGCCAGAACUACAAUGAAUGUCACCAACCAAAUUGCGCUAUUAAAACUUGGACAAGCGCCCUUACUUUACAAGAUUUCCUUCCUGGCAGAGAUGGGUUUUGGGGGUGUACUCCUCUACAUGGACCCCUGUGACAGCCCCAGUGACCAGAGUCUGUGGCACAAAGCCUUUGGGGUCACCUUGAACCCUGGGGGAGACCCCUCCACCCCUGGAUACCCCAGUAUUGUGGGGAGUUACAGGGAGGAGCGGCCCAACCUGACGUCUCUGCUGGUCCAGCCAAUCUCUGCCUCCCUAGCCAAAAGGCUGCUCAACAUCCAGUCUGUGGGACUGGGGAGUCCCUGUACCCCUCUGGCCAUGCCUGCUGCCUCAGAGAGGAGGAAGAUACAACUAACUAUUGGAACCCACUCAAUAUACAAGACAGUAAACAAUGUGUGUGGAUACUUGAGAGGAAAGACCAAUCCAGAUCGAUAUGUGCUGGUGGGCAGUCGCCAUGACAGCUGGCAUAAAGGGACAGCAGCUGAUUGGCGUGGAGGCUCUGCCAUGAUGACUCAGAUCAUCACCUCGGUGACCAAGCAGGCCCGGAGAGGCUGGGAACCCGACCGCACCACUGUCUUCUGCUCAUGGGGGGGAUCAGCGCUCGGCAACAUCGGCUCCUUUGAGUGGGGAGAGGAGAACCGGAUGGUGCUGCAGAGCAGGGCUGUAGCCUACGUCAGCCUCCACAGUCCUGUCAGGGGGACGGAGACCCUGCGCUCCACUGCCUCUCCCUCACUGCUCCAACUCACCUCAGACAUCCAGAAGAGGCAGCUGCUGAGCUGUAUUCGAGGUGGAAACUGCCCUGGACCAAAUGUCAGCUCCCUACAGAUCCCUGGGGACGUCAGCUUCUUUGCCAACCACCUCGCUGUCCCUACUAUGGAGUUUGCAUUUGAACAGACCAAAGCAGAAGAGAAAAGCAGUUUUCUCUCUGAAGCCCUGUUUUCUGCAGAGUCAACAGAGACCUUGGAUCCCCUCUUCAAAUUCCAUGAGACUAUCGCUAAGAUGACAGCAGAGGUCAUUCUUCGACUCGUCAAUGAUCCAGUACUUCCAUUCUAUCCUCUUGAUAUCGCCCUGGAUGUCCAGAAUAAACUCAAAGAUGAUCCCCUGAGGACCCCCAGACUGCUGGCAGCAGCUGCCUACCUCAGAGAGAGCUCAGCCUUCCUCCAGUCUGAGACCAUGCGUCCUGCCAAUGACCCCAAGGAGAGGGACCCCUCCCAUGUCCGCAUGCUGAACGACGUGCUCCGGGACCUGGAGAAGAGCUUCAUGGUCCCCCAGCCCCCUCCAGGUGUCUACAGGAACCUGUUGUACAGUCUGAAUGGGAAGUUCCCCCAGUUCUCCAUACUGAAGUACCCCCUGGAUCCACUAAAACACAACGCUGUAAACAAGUCUCUGUCACUGAUAAUAAACGCCAUCAAUUCAGCUGAAAAACUCAUUCGCUGUGGGCUUGACCUCUUUGAAAACAGUCCAGAUGACACAAAUUGACCCAACGAAACCAAUCAGCCAAGGUUAGAGGCACUGUAUGGCUGCACUGCCUAGACCAAUGGUAUCUGCAUACGUGCCUCAGAUACCUAAGUUCACUCUGCACAAUGAAGUGUGGCACUUUUUUUUUUUUUACAAAGAGAUCACACUAAAGCAAUAUGAAGAGACCGGGACACCUUCUCGAACUAUUCUUCUUGAGCGCCUAAUGUGUUCAGGUUUAUGAAACAUUCAAUAAYCAAUGUUGAUUUCUUCUAGAUCCUUCUGGCUGUCAAUGAAAGUGCUGGGCUAUCCAAGAUGUCCUAAUGCCUCAUUUAUACAUGUCUGUCUGGCUGUCUGGAACAACGCCAGACAGGCAGGCACGUAUAAACUGAGAACGUGAAGAAGCACUGGAACACAGGAGUGAGCUAAAUCUACAAGACAGAGCGAUUCACAACCACGCAGAGCUUGAUAGAUAAACAUGCAUUUUGAAGUGAGUAAUGCGUCACUGACUACAGCAUGUUUUACACGAGUGGAUAAACACUAUAAGGCCAGCUGGAUGUGUUUAUGCUCAUAUGCACUAUUGAACAAUCUCUGCCUUUGUCUAAACAUUCAAACAAAACAUACAGUAUGACACCAUUCCAUGCUCUUAGUUCUGCUGAAAGCACACCAACCCUCUGUUCUGCUCUCAUUGUACCUUGUGAUUUUCUACAGGCAAGGCAAAUGUGUAUCUAUGACAGAGCAGAGGAGAACAUGAUGUUUGGAUUAUAGUAAGUGUGUGAGAAAUUAGCUAUAUUUACAGAGGCAUGAUUGGUGAGGUAAACAGUGACAGCGGUGUGACAUGGCCUGUUUUGACAGUUGACAUGCUCAACCGCACUUCUUAUAAUAGUCAUACGCAUUACCGUCUUGACUGCAGACCCAAGCUGGCGUUAAGGAUGCUUAAAUUUGAUUUGAUUUGAAGUCCCUGAAAACUGCAUUUUGUAUGAUUAUAUUUUUCAGUGUCUCAUGCACUAUAUGAUUGAAUCCAAUAACCAGCACAGUAAAGUGUUCUCUACCAGAUGUGUGCUUUUAUUGGAUGUUUUUUUCUUCUACUUUGAUAUAUUGAAAAAUAAUAAUUCAUCUUUGAUAAUGUCUCGUACCCAAAGUGAAAUGUGAUAUCCGUAUUUUUCUAAUAACUCUGAAUUACUUGGAGUCCUCAAUGAUCAAUGUUAUUAAAAACAGGCAAGUCUCUGCAAUACUUUGAUAUAGAAGUAAUGGCAAUACCAAUGGACAAGAGUAGUGUGGUUGUCUACAAAACAAACCUCACUUUCUCUAUUUGUACAUACAGUAAGGAUGGACUGACGAUGACAUGUGUAGUAUUACAGUAGCUGUUAUUUGACUUAACUUAUUUGUUAUGCUUUGUUCAUGGUAGACUUCUUCAUGUGUUAUUUUUGCAUGAACGUUGACAUUCAUUGGGAUGAAUCUUGUCUUCGAGGCAGCGCUGAGCGAUUUCCACUACAAGCGCUCGAGGCAAAGUCAAGAUUGUCUAUAUUAUAUCGUACAAAUUAUUAGAUUUUUUUUUUAAAUCACUUUUUGGUCUUAAUUUAAGGGUUAGGCAUAAGGUUAGCAGUGUGGU
Salvelinus sp. IW2-2015 is the source of this 4052-nucleotide messenger RNA. RefSeq names its product inactive N-acetylated-alpha-linked acidic dipeptidase-like protein 2. The record is from RefSeq and is a predicted model, not a curated record. NCBI's taxonomy places the organism in Eukaryota, Metazoa, Chordata, Actinopteri, Salmoniformes, Salmonidae.